AUGGGGAUGGUGCUGACGGCCCACGGCUGUCAGUGUCACUGCUUCUGCCAUCUGCAGGGCAGUCUACGCCAGCUACUGCAGGCCCUGUGGGCCGGGGCAGGCGCUGGUGAGUUAAAAGCUGGUAGGUGGGGCCUCUCAGAUGCUGGGUCCUCCAUGGAGCUUGAGCUGGGCAUGGCUACUGCAGGCUCUGUGAGUCAAGCUGAGGGUGGAAUCCGAGAGCGGAAGGAAAAGAAGGUAGCAGAGAGGACGCCCAUGGGAAAAGAGGCUCCAAACUCUCCGAGGACUUCACUGUCUCUGAGAGGGAAGGCCCAGGUGGGGAGCCCCAUGAAAGUCAAGCGGGAGCUGCACCCCCUGCAGAACAGGUGGGCUCUGUGGUUCUUCAAGAAUGACCGCAGCCGGGCCUGGCAGGAUAACCUGCACCUGGUCACCAAGGUGGACACUGUGGAGGACUUCUGGGCGCUGUACAGUCACAUCCAGCUGGCCAGCAAGCUCUCCUCCGGCUGUGACUAUGCCCUAUUCAAGGAUGGCAUCGAGCCCAUGUGGGAGGACAGCAGGAAUAAGCGGGGUGGCCGUUGGCUGGUCAGCCUGGCCAAGCAGCAGCGCCACAUUGAGCUGGACCGGCUGUGGCUGGAGACACUGCUGUGUCUGAUCGGGGAGAGCUUCGAGGAGCACAGCAGGGAUGUGUGUGGGGCCGUCAUCAAUAUCCGCACCAAGGGGGACAAGAUCGCCGUGUGGACGAGGGAGGCGGAAAACCAGGCAGGCGUGCUGCACAUUGGGCGUGUAUACAAAGAGCGCCUGGGCCUCUCCCCAAAGACCAUCAUUGGGUACCAGGCCCAUGCAGACACAGCCACCAAGAGCAACUCUCUAGCCAAGAACAAGUUUGUGGUGUGAGGGGGGUCUUGGCACCCCUCCUGUGUAAUGGGACAGCCACCAC
This is a messenger RNA of Cebus imitator (Panamanian white-faced capuchin), 934 nucleotides long. It is a transcript of the gene EIF4E1B, whose product is annotated as eukaryotic translation initiation factor 4E family member 1B. NCBI's taxonomy places the organism in Eukaryota, Metazoa, Chordata, Mammalia, Primates, Cebidae. The record is from RefSeq and is a predicted model, not a curated record. Gene Ontology annotation, cellular component: eukaryotic translation initiation factor 4F complex; cytoplasm. The coding region runs from base 1 to 891 and encodes 296 amino acids. The transcript has 8 exons. Gene Ontology annotation, biological process: translational initiation. Gene Ontology annotation, molecular function: RNA 7-methylguanosine cap binding; translation initiation factor activity.